This is a messenger RNA of Aureobasidium namibiae CBS 147.97, 1005 nucleotides long. RefSeq lists its product as uncharacterized. The transcript has 2 exons. The record is from RefSeq and is a predicted model, not a curated record. Lineage: Eukaryota; Fungi; Ascomycota; Dothideomycetes; Dothideales; Saccotheciaceae. Bases 1 to 1005 code for a protein of 334 amino acids.
AUGCAGCUCGCUCUCAGUAUCAUCUUCUUCUUUGUCGGGUUCGGCGUAGCCACCAUUGUUGCUCUGAGGCCACAAAAAGCACGGAAAGACCUUGACAGCUUCACCUCUCAACUCCGGCAUGUUACCAAUGGGUUCAAAGGGCAGGGAGCGCAUCCCGGCGACAUUGAGCAGUCGGAGACCGAAGAGGAAAUCAUCAAAAGAGGUUCAGAGAAUCUGUUGACCAAGGAGCAACUCGAGGAAAAGUACGACAUGAACGCAUGGCAACGCCUGGUCUACGAAGAGUUCAAGACCACCAUCCUUGCGAAAGGCAGCGGUCUCAAAACAUUCCCCUGCGUGUACGCAACCAUGGGCUACCGUGCCGGCGACCACCGCUAUGUCUUCCUGGAGUCAGACGACCCAUCAGAACCAAGAAACGUACGAAUUAUCGCACCUGCUCUCAGGGCAUAUCUUCAGGUGUCGAGGUCGCUUGGACCUAAUACCAGUCUGGUCAUCAUGGGUGCGCCGACCGAGGGCAACCUCAAAGAGGUCGAGCAAUAUAACAACGAGUUCUUCGACAUGCUGCGUGGAUUAAGAAUCUGGGACUCAAAACCAUGGCCCAAGGACAUUCCUCAAGAGACAAUGAACGAGAAAUGGACCUUCUGCUUCGAUGGCAUACCUCUUUUCCCUGUUGCUCUGACCCCAGCGCACCAACGGAGAUGGUCGAGACAUGCUCCCGUACCUUUGGUCGCUUUGCAGCCGAAGUGGGUCCUCGACAACCUCAUGAGCACACCGCAGAAGCGCAAGUCUGCCACAGGAAAGGUUCGAAAGUUGUUGGCAGAGUACGACCAGAUCGAUAUCAGUCCCGACUUGACGCAGUACGGCGACAAGGGGACAUCCGAGAUCCAUCAGUUGUGCCUAAGGGACGAGAACGAGACCAUGGACUGUCCCUUCGAGGACUUCGACAAAGGAGGAGCAAGGUCCUCAUCUUCUUCGCGCCGCUCUUCCAUGGAGGAGACGGCAGCAUGA